GUUACAGGACGUUUUGAAAUUCCACACCCUUUUAAAACUAGUUCAGAAAUAGGAAAGCAUGUCCCGGCGCUCAACCAGUUUGCUGUCCACCGGCAAGGAUGCGUCCAAGUCAAGUGCGGAUAGGGAGGAGAAAAACCGACUGGCCCACCUGGAUGCGAUUAUUAAUCAGCUUAAGAACCAGACACUCGGAAAUCGGAGGGCUGGAAAUCUUACGGAGGCCACUUUGAGCUACGUUUGCAGCACCUGCAGGGAAUUGUUUCUGUCCCAACCGAUGCUCCUCGAACUGAGUGCUCCGGUGAAGAUCUGCGGCGACUUGCACGGUCAGUACAAGGAUCUCCUGAGGAUUUUCCAGCAGUGCGGCACACCGCCGCUUUCCAAUUAUCUGUUUCUUGGGGAUUACGUGGAUCGGGGUCAGAACUCCGUGGAAACAUUGGCCCUGCUGUUGGCCUACAAGCUGCGCUUUCCCGAGACUUUCUUUUUGCUGCGCGGCAACCACGAAUCGGCGGAUGUGAAUCGGGUGUAUGGAUUUUUCGACGAGUGUAAGCGAAGGUAUAGUGUGAAAAUGUGGCGAGCCUUUGUGGAUUGCUAUGAUUGCAUGCCGGUGGCUGCCAUUGUGGCGGAUCGAAUAUUCUGUGUUCACGGUGGAUUGAGUCCGGAUCUGAAGAACCUGGAUGAUAUAAGGCGGUUGCAUCGACCAACUGAAGUGCCCAGCGAUGGUUUGCUAUGCGAUUUACUUUGGUCGGAUCCGGAUGAGACAACUGGCACUUGGGCAGCAAAUGAUCGGGGUGUUAGCUUCACUUUUGGGGCUGGAAUAGUGGAGAGCUUUCUGCUCCAGUACAAAUUCAAUCUGGUUGUUCGUGCCCAUCAGGUUGUGGAGGAUGGCUAUGAGUUCUUCGCCGAUCGCCAGUUGGUCACUAUAUUCUCUGCUCCCAACUACUGCAACAUCUUCGAUAAUAGUGGAGCUGUGCUGGUGGUGGAUCCCAACCUAGUUUGUCACUUCAUCAUCAUCCGUCCGCGACCUUCGGCCCGGCUGAUGCCCUUUGAAUCGGACAGUGGAUCGGCUUCCCCUCCGGCUUCUGGACCACCUCCCUCCACCAAAGAGAAGAAAGUCCCGUAGAAGUAUUUGUGUGUGUCUGAAAACAUUAUUAUAAUUAACACAAAACUAUAAUGUAUACAAAUAAUAUAAAAAAUAUGUACAUAUAUAAGAAUAAAUACAAGA
Messenger RNA from Drosophila ficusphila, 1219 nucleotides. It is a transcript of the gene PpD5, whose product is annotated as serine/threonine-protein phosphatase alpha-2 isoform. The transcript has a single exon. Bases 59 to 1117 code for a protein of 352 amino acids. Lineage: Eukaryota; Metazoa; Arthropoda; Insecta; Diptera; Drosophilidae. Gene Ontology annotation, molecular function: protein serine/threonine phosphatase activity. Gene Ontology annotation, cellular component: nucleus; cytoplasm. The record is from RefSeq and is a predicted model, not a curated record.